Molecule: messenger RNA, 1323 nt
Organism: Spirometra erinaceieuropaei
Lineage: Eukaryota; Metazoa; Platyhelminthes; Cestoda; Diphyllobothriidea; Diphyllobothriidae
Source: the annotation of a GenBank genome assembly
AUGGCUUCCAUCACAACAGACGCCAUAGACUUCACGCUCAUGGCUGAGGCUCAACGAUCGGAUGGCGAACUUCCCCAAUACCGCCACGAGGACUCUUCUUUACGCCUUCAAGAUGUCCCCCUUCCCACUGGCACUGGCACCAUCACGUGCGACCUUUCUACCGGACACGAACGUCCUUUUGUUCCAGCAACUUUACGACGACGAGUGUUCAACGCUCUUCACAAUCUAUCCCGCCCUGGAGUCCGGGCGACAGUGAAACUCAUCACUGACCGAUUCGUCUGGCCCAACAUCAACCGGGAUGUACGGCGUUGGACCCGCUCCUGUUUACCAUGUCAACGAGCCAAAACGCAUCGGCAUACUAUUACUCCGCCAGGAACUUUCGCCACUCCUGAUGCACGCUUCAGUCAUGUGCAUAUUGACCUGGUAGGUCCGCUGCCACCAUCUAACGGUUCUACCUAUAUGCUGACAUGUAUUGAUCGCUUUACUCGGUGGCCGGUUGCUGUGCCUAUUCCGGACAUCAGUGCCGAAACCGUAGCAAGAGCUUUCUUGACUCAUUGGGUGUCCAAUUUUGGAGUUUCUGCGACUGUCACCACUGACCGCGGAUCCCAAUUCGAGUCCACGCUGUUUCGCGAAUUCACAUGCCUUCUCGGUACCAACCGAAUCCGAACAACAGCGUACCACCCUCAAGCAAAUGGUCUCGUCGAACGCUUCCAUCGACAGCUGAAGACUUCCCUUAUGGCCCAGCCCGAUCCUUCCCGAUGGUCUGAUCACCUUCCCCUGGUGCUGUUGUCCCUCCGUUCCACUCUCAAGGCCGACAUCGGUUGCACUGCAGCUGAUCUUGUCUACGGAACCUCCCUACGACUGCCCGGUGAGUUAGUUUCUCCUUCAAACACGCUAACGUUUUUUGAACCCUGCAGUUAUGUGGAGCGACUAUGUAGUGCCAUGCGCAAUCUCCGCGCAACGCCCCCUCGGGCGUCACCGGCCAAUUCCUUCAUCCCACCCGACCUGGAGAAGUGCGAUUUCGUCUGGGUUCGGCAUGACGCUGUCCGACGACCACUCCAACCACCCUAUCACGGGCCGUAUAAAGUCCUUCGUCGAUCUGACAAAGAUGCUGUCAACGACCGCAACGGCAAGACCGACACAGUCAGCAUCGAUCGCGUCAAGCCGGCCUACAUCGACGACAGUAACCAUUCCUCCCCUCAACAACGCACCCCGCCUCAGACAGUGCGGCCUCCUCCACCUACUGGCGACAGCCCGCCUCCGGUUCGCCGCACACGAUCUGGUCGCCACGUCCACUGGCCCGACAGGUUUGUGGCUGGCUAG